Molecule: messenger RNA, 2062 nt
Organism: Exophiala viscosa
Lineage: Eukaryota; Fungi; Ascomycota; Eurotiomycetes; Chaetothyriales; Herpotrichiellaceae
Product: mitochondrial serine hydroxymethyltransferase
Exons: 5
Coding region: 20-1855 (611 amino acids)
Biological process (GO): folic acid metabolic process; L-serine catabolic process; tetrahydrofolate interconversion
Cellular component (GO): cytoplasm
Molecular function (GO): serine binding; glycine hydroxymethyltransferase activity; cobalt ion binding
Source: RefSeq, a predicted model, not a curated record
GAAGGGAAAAGGAGGUAAGAUGAUGAUGUUGAUGUUGAUGUUGAUGAAAUUAUUCCGCCAUCCUCGCCGUAGUUGCCAGAUUGAGAUUAUUUUCCAUCGACCGGGCGAGAUGGGCGACGGCCAAACCUCCGCAAACACUGGACUUCAUUCUAAUCAUUCAAUCAAUCAUUCAAAAGGCGGGAGAGACCUUCUGUCAAGUCAUAAAUCCGGCCAACCCCGGUGGUCAGCUUCUUUGACAUAUACAGUGUCAAGAAUCUUGUCAGGGAGAGAUUGGUUGUUCAUCAUGUCUCGAUCAUUGAUCCCGAGGCGCAUCUGGGCAACCACCGCCACCAGGCCUUCAAUAUGUCUAUCAUGCAGAGUCAGAGCGAGACACAUUUCAUCCUCUGGCACUCUGAGAGCACAGAAUUCAGACGCCCAGAACAAGCUGAUGGGAGACCAUCUGAAAGAAGCUGAUCCCGAGAUAUUUGAGAUUUUGCAAAGGGAGAUAAAACGACAGAAACACUUUAUCAAUCUGAUUCCGUCAGAGAACUUCACAUCACAGGCGGUCUUGGACGCCCUGGGAAGUGUUAUGCAAAAUAAAUACUCUGAAGGCUACCCCGGAGCCCGUUACUACGGCGGCAAUGAACACAUCGACGAAUCAGAGAGGCUUUGCCAACAGCGAGCCUUGGAGGCAUAUCGUCUUGACCCUGCCGAAUGGGGCGUCAAUGUCCAAUCUCUUUCUGGGUCUCCCGCAAAUCUCUAUGCCUACUCCGCCCUCCUCAACUCACACGAGAGAAUCAUGGGCCUGGACCUGCCUCACGGCGGCCACUUGUCCCACGGAUACCAAACCCCAACCAAGAAGAUUUCCAUGAUUUCCAAAUACUUUGAGACGUUCCCUUACCGCCUAGAUGAGUCGACCGGCCUGAUCGAUUACGACCGACUCCACGAAAACGCCAUCUUGUAUCGACCCAAGAUCAUCGUCGCCGGUACCUCCGCCUACAGCCGACUGAUUGACUACGAGCGCAUGCGUGCUAUCGCAAACGAUGUAGGUGCCUACCUGCUUUCCGACAUGGCUCACAUCUCCGGCCUGGUUGCCGCAGACGUUAUUCCCAGCCCAUUCAACUACUCCGACGUCGUGACAACCACCACGCACAAAUCCCUUCGUGGCCCUCGCGGCGCCAUGAUUUUCUUCCGCAAGGGCGUCCGCUUGACCAACAAAAAGGGCGAAAAGAUCAUGUACGAUCUCGAACAGCCUAUCAACGCAUCCGUCUUCCCAGGCCACCAAGGCGGACCGCACAAUCACACCAUCACCGCCUUGGCCGUGGCCUUGAAGCAAGCCCAGUCCAAAGAAUUCAAGGAGUACCAGAAGAUCGUGCUUGCCAACGCAAAAGCACUAGCCGAGCGUCUCGGCAACGCUGCGUACACAGGCGGCCUGGGCUACAACAUCGUCAGUGGAGGCACCGAUAACCAUUUGGUCCUGGUCGACCUCAAGUCCAAGGGUAUCGACGGUGCUCGUGUCGAGCGUGUCCUUGAGCUCUGCGGCGUCGCGUCCAACAAGAACACCGUUCCGGGCGAUAAGUCAGCCCUGAAACCCGGUGGUCUGAGGAUGGGUACACCGGCCAUGACCACACGUGGAUUCCAGCCGAAUGAUUUCACGCGCGUGGCAGAGAUCGUGGACCGCGCAGUCUCGAUCGCUCUCAAGGUCGACAAGAAGGCUAGGUCGGAGGCCGAGUCCAAGGGCAAGAAGAAUCCUGGCGCGGUCAAGAGUUUCUUGGAUCACUUGAAAGAUGGCACUGACGUGCCUGAGAUUUUGACGCUGCGACAAGAGGUGGAGGAUUGGGUGGGCACAUUCCCUGAGCCGUGGAUCCAGGAAUGAUGGCCACAAUGAAGCGCAGCGUGUAUCCUUGUUUGGAACAGGCGACGUACGAGUCAUUUACUCUCAUCAUCUUGUGAAGUGCCGCAAUGUGUUUAGCACAAAAGUAAUUGUACGGAGUUUGAACAGGAGGAUCGUACUUCGACUGGUGUUGACAUAAUACCUCCAAAAGCAAGUAAUGGACACACAUUUUAGCAGGACGAGCAUGAA